AUGUUGCUGUCAGGAAUUCUAAUCUUGUCGCUUGUCGCCACAACACACGCCCAGAGCCUCUCCGCAUUCGUCCCUUUCCCUGGCCUCCCUCGAUGUGUGCUUCUAGCGGGUCUGGAGCCGAAUAAAAUCCUCCAGUACCAUCCUCUGGGUGACAUAGGAGCGACAGGCACAUUCCGCAUCUCCGUAUUUGAGAUGCAAGGGAAGAUCAACCUCAAGUUUAAGGUCGACAGCACUCGACUCUCCGGCCCGCUUCCCCCGCGCAACAUCACCCUCUUCGACUCGCGCUCAGGCGGCGCGAUGGGUUACCCGAUCUUCGGAAUCAACGGCAAGUGGACGUCCACCCCCUCGGCGUCGCAGGUCUCGCUGCGCACGUGGAUCAUGGACGCGGGAAACAAGUUCCCGCCGGGGUCGACAGUUUCGUACUACGACUUGGUGAAGCAGGUUGAUUUGAGUCCGCGGAGCUUCUUCGGAGAAGCUGCCGCUGAUUUGCAUAUGGCGUUUCUAGUCAAGCGCUCUUUUCCAGGUUUGCUUCUUCUACUAUUGCUCGUCGCCGUUACAGCCAUCGCUGCAUCCGCCGCUACAUCCGCCGCUACAGCCGCCGCAGUCGGACCCAUCAGAGGAGCCGUUCCUCCGCCGGGCAUUUUACAAUGUAGCUUGCGGGUUGACCUGAAGAGCAACGAAGUCAUCAGCUCGUCGCUCGGCGGGGACCUCGGCGGCACUGGCGACCUAAACAUCUACGUGUACAAGUAUCAAGGAGGGUUGGACGUCCAUAUCAGUUACAACACACACCAGCUUUCCCUCCCAAUGCCACCUCUCAACCAAUCCAUUAACCUUGGGACACGUGGCACCAAUGGUGACGUGGCGUGGAACAUUGAGGGCACGUGGACGCAACGAAACGAGGAUCAGUUGGAGCUACACCGUGUUUUCAAGCGCGCACCGCAAGUCAUGAUCCUCGGUACAAGCACAUCCGUUUACAAGAUGGUGAAAAUGAUCGGCCAAAAUCCAGAGAAUUUCUACGCAACAAUCGCUACAGACAUGUAUCCUGAAGGAGCUAUCCGUGGGCAGUUCUUGCGAAGGUUCCCUGGUCCUAGAUGCUAG
This is a messenger RNA of Closterium sp. Yama58-4, 1098 nucleotides long. The record is from the annotation of a GenBank genome assembly. Lineage: Eukaryota; Viridiplantae; Streptophyta; Zygnematophyceae; Desmidiales; Closteriaceae.